AGACCACACUCUCUCUCUCUCUCUGAUAAUAUGUAUGUAUGUAUGUAUGGUAUGAUCUUAUCCCAAUAAUAGCUUCAUUCUAUAUGUUCUACCUCUCAUCUUCUCACCAUAUUUGGCAAAACCUAGAAAAAACCCACAACCUGUUUUGCAAUCCAUCAAUCAUAUUCAACUUUAAGCGGUUGAGAAGAGUACUAAGCUAUAGUACUACCCUCAUACCAUACUAUACGACAGGUGUCGACGAUUAAGAUUGGCAUAAAUAUUUAUAAGAAAACAUGGAACCUCCAAAUUACGUCUUUGAAUCUGAAGAAGAAUCGGAAAUGAGCAGUCAAGUAGCAUCAAGCAUGUCGGUGGAUGGUGGCACCACCACCUCUUCCCGCCUCACAAACCCUGGACAUCUUCAGCCAACACCACCGCUGCCAUCCGUCACUCUCGACCUAACCCUCGGCUUCAACCCCAUGACACCUGAACUUGCCACCACGGAAGUGGCGGCAGCACCCACAAACACGGGCUCGGGACCUCCAGUCCCCCGUGUUUUUUCCUGCAAUUACUGUAGGCGCAAAUUCUAUAGCUCGCAAGCAUUGGGCGGUCAUCAAAACGCACACAAACGAGAAAGGACGAUGGCUAAACGAGCUAUGAGGAUGGGAAUGUUAUCAGAAAGAUACGCAAGUCUAGCAUCAUUGCCUCUUCACGGAUCCACGUUUCGGGCUCUAAGUAUCGAAGCACACGCUUCAUUGCAUCAAGGGAUUGUACCUCAACAAUCGCCAUUUGCCGCCAUGAGAGGUGGAGCGAGAUUUGACCAAAGCUAUCUUGGGUUGCCAAUGUUCAUGGAGGACGAUGAGGCGGAAGUGUUUUGGCCAGGUAGUUUCAGGCAAAUUGAUUGUGUUGGCGAUGCUGGUGGUGGUGGUGGUUCGAGUAGUUACCACAACACGAAACACCCAGAAAUGCCCCCACCAACCGGUAGAGAUUCGGGGGCUAUACCCGAUCUUACUUUGAAACUUUGACUUUUUGGUCUAAACAUUCGUAGAGUUUCCAUGUCGAUUUCGUGUUUAGGGUCGAGAGCGAUAUCGAGUAUCCUCAUUGUACAGUGAGACAUGAAGAUUGAUCAUUUAGCUUCAUUUUUGUGGUUAUCUAUGAAAUUCUA
This is a messenger RNA of Cynara cardunculus var. scolymus (artichoke), 1141 nucleotides long. RefSeq names its product zinc finger protein 4-like. The transcript has 2 exons. NCBI's taxonomy places the organism in Eukaryota, Viridiplantae, Streptophyta, Magnoliopsida, Asterales, Asteraceae. The coding region runs from base 273 to 1001 and encodes 242 amino acids. Gene Ontology annotation, biological process: negative regulation of abscisic acid-activated signaling pathway. The record is from RefSeq and is a predicted model, not a curated record.